AUGCGGCUUGAAACAGUUCUUUCAGGUAUUCCGUUGACCAGGAGCGCUUUGAGCAAAGAGUACUGGCAAAAUGAUAACAGUGAGCACAAUUUAUUAAAAUAUAUGGGGGGAAUGGGUCCAUAUGUUCAAGGACAUGGAUAUGGUUUGGAAUAUGAUGAAAAUGCUUUUGAUGUGGAACAGGUAUUUAUCUUUGCCCGACAUGGUGAACGAUACCCAACAACAUCGUUAAAUAACGAUCUUCGGAAAACUUUUGAUAAACUCAAAGGUGCACAAGUCGACAAUUAUGUGGGUCCGAUGUCAUUUGUUAAGGACUGGACAUACUUUGUUGAAAAUGACACCUUGCUCGAGCAAGAAACGAAUACUUCGUGCUUUUCUGGAUUGCAAGAUAUGUAUAAUUUUGGGGCAGAGAUACGAAGAAAGUAUGGUAAUCUCAUUGAUGAUGAAGCCACAAUCCCAUUGUUUGCAUCAGGCUCAAAAAGGGUUUGUGAUUCAGCCACAGCAUUUGGUAAAGGCUUUGGUAAGGGAUUUGAUAACGACCAGAACCAGUAUAAGCUUAUAAUUUUGCCUGAGAAGCGAUCACAGGGUGCUAACACAUUAACCAGUGGUAGAAGUUGCAAACCGUAUCAUAAAAAGCAAGGUUACACACAGAAAUACAUCGCAAAGACUUUGGUUGAGGAAUCAAAGCGGCUCAAUAGAGAAUCACCAGGGUUCAAUAUCACAUCGGAGGACGUGACUAAUCUUAUUAGAUACUGUGCAUUCGAAUUGAAUGCCAAAGGAUCUAGUGAAGUUUGUAACGCUCUUUCUAUGGAUGCAUUUAUUGAGCAUGAAUACAUGAGAGACACAGAGCUUUACUAUACAAAGGCCGACCAUCCACUUACAUUCACUCUUGGCUCUGUUUAUGUCAAUGCAACACUCCAAUUACUGUCAGAAAAUCCUGCAGAGCAUCAAAAUCAAAGAGUGUGGGUCAGUUUUUCGCAUGAUACCGAUCUUUUAUACUUUAUGAAUGCGAUUGGGAUUCUAGAAAACCAGCAAACUGCAUUGCCAACCGACUCAGUUGCAUUUUCACGUUUUUUCAGGACUUCGGAACUUGUUCCUAUGGGUGCAAGAAUCGUGAUUGAACAACUAGUUGAUAAAACAAAUGGGGAGAAGAUCGUCAGAAUUUUAGUUAAUGAUGCAGUUAUUCCGUUGAAAAACUGUCAGGAUGGCCCACUAUUUACCUGCAGGCUAUCAACAUUACGUCACGUGUUUUAUGAAAAGUUGAGGAAAAACGGAAGCUUUAGUAAGAGAUGCGAAGUUAAAAGCGGCAGACCAGAAUAUUUAUCUUUUUACUGGGAUUGGGUGGACGGCAAAUACUAA
This is a messenger RNA of Brettanomyces bruxellensis, 1356 nucleotides long. RefSeq lists its product as uncharacterized. The transcript has a single exon. Gene Ontology annotation, cellular component: fungal-type cell wall. NCBI's taxonomy places the organism in Eukaryota, Fungi, Ascomycota, Pichiomycetes, Pichiales, Pichiaceae. Bases 1 to 1356 code for a protein of 451 amino acids. Gene Ontology annotation, molecular function: acid phosphatase activity. The record is from RefSeq and is a predicted model, not a curated record.